AUGAAGAACACAUCCACCCACACAACCGAGAUCGACGACGACCUCGACCAACUGCUACGCCAGAUGGCCGAGGACACGUCAAGGAUGAACGACUUUAUUGGCUUCAUGCUGACAGAGAACCAAACACCCGAGCUGCGCCCCAUCAACCUCGUGCCCUCGACAGUGACGCUACAAGCCAAAGCAUCCCUCACCACCGAGAAGGGACCACCUCGCGUCUCGAGACGCCGAGCCAUCAAGCCACCUCGGUCGGCCACGGCGACAAGUGAUCGAGAGCCCUCCAAC
Molecule: messenger RNA, 282 nt
Organism: Saprolegnia parasitica CBS 223.65
Lineage: Eukaryota; Oomycota; Saprolegniomycetes; Saprolegniales; Saprolegniaceae
Exons: 4
Source: RefSeq, a predicted model, not a curated record